UAAAAGAGAAGAACACAGGAAACGGGAAGGUAGAGAGGGGAGGGGAGAGAUAUCAUAUUGUUCAUUUCUCCCUCUCAGUCUGCCAUCCCGGUUGCGGGGCUUAUUGCUCGGUGCGUCUUAGGGAGAGAGAGAGACAGAGAGAGAGAGAGAGAGAGAGAGAGAGAGAGGAGGGGGGUGGACAAAGCGAAAGAGGGCGGAAUGCCCCUUUACAAGCGUCGCAUCUGACUAAAACAGCGGAGGAGCUCAUAAAUCGGAAAUUGGACAGAGAGGGAGACAGUGGUUUCUGCAAUGCCAAGGUGAGAGCUUUGAAAGAGUCUCCGCAAAAUCCGACAGCGACGUCAGAUCCAUGCUGGUGUGUUGCAGAGACCACAGAAACGUUCCAGCGGAUUCAUGUCGGAGCUAGAUGACUACGAGCGCAACUCUAUUCCCAAUUUGCAGUGAAGGAAAAAAAAAACAAAACAAAACACUUGUCUGCAGGCUCCUGUUGCUAGCCUUGGAAACAUUAGGAAAAUAACAAGCUAAAGGUUAUGCAUGCACUGCAGGCAUAACUCCGCCUUCCUCUGCCAAAUCUGUUUGCAAAGAAAAUUCUACAUGUAGAGUUUCUCCGCUCCAGCUCGCAAAUUCAACAUGGCCCAGAACCUCGAGAGUCAAGUUCAAUAAAGGGUAAGUGAGAGGGGUGGGUGUCGCUCAGUCACACAUGGGCACGUCAGUCUGGUCUCUGUGAUCCAGACCAAGACACCCAGCAGAGCCCCUCGUGUUCUUCCCGCGCCCCUCCCCCCUCCACCCCCCCUUCAGCUUCCUCUGCCUCCUCUCUCUCAGUUCACACCUUGUAAAAGGUGGACGGGCCAAUACUCUGCUUACCCGAGCGCCGUCCGAUAGGUGAGGGCGGCGAGGGCUGCGCUGUCAUUGGCUGACUGCUGGUGAGAGUGCGAUGCGGAUUGGAGGAUGUCGGGGGACUGGGAUGAAGACCUGUGUAAGAAGGCGCUGGUGUUGGUGGAGGAGCUGUGCUUCAACUCUCCGAGAGGUUACAGCCAGAGCGAACGCUGCCAGGAAUUCAGCUACCUGCUGAGAGGGCGCAACAGACACCUCGACCCAGAGAUCUCUGUCAGUCUGCUGUCAGUCAUCGUGACAUUCUGCGGCAUCGUCCUCCUCUCCGUCUCCCUCUUCGUCUCCUGGAAGCUCUGCUGGCUGCCAUGGCGGGACAAGGAGGGCGGAGGCCUGAGCCUGACGUCGGGGUUGCUGCCCGGAAGCGCCGGCGUCGGAAGCCUUGGAGGUGCCGGGGGGUCGUCUCUCUUACCCCCGCUGCUGCAGAGGAAGGAGGGCCACUCCUCGUCCUCGCUCUACCCCACUCUGGGCCAGCAGGGCCAGCAUCACCCCCAUUUCUCCGAUCUGGUGGGGCUGGAGAGGGGCGAGGUCGGAGGUGUGGUCGGGGGGCCACAUGAGACCCAGGAACACUCCUACCUGGAUAUGGACUCCUAUCCUAACAAUGCUGGAACUCUGAAGCUGAGUCAGACGUCUCCAGAUGUUCCCAACUCAGAGGGUGGAGCCCAUCCUCCCAAAGACCUGCCCAACGCUCAUUCCCAGCAGCAGGUCACUGCACGGUCAGUACCAGUGGACAGGCCCAAGCCCAUGACUCACCAGCUCUCCAGUCCUGAUUUCCACGGCGAGGAAAAGGAGCAGGUAACCUGCAUCGGGCAGAUCAAACCGGAGCUCUACAGACCCAAAGGCGACCAGGGCGACGGCAAACAGGGCGACAACUGCGGCAAGAUCAGCUUCCUCCUGCGCUACGCCUUCAACACCGAGCAGUUGGUGGUGAAGAUCCUGAAAGCUCUGGAUCUGCCGGCGAAGGAUGCCAACGGUUUCUCAGACCCGUAUGUGAAGAUCUAUCUACUGCCAGACAGGAAGAAGAAAUUCCAGACCAAGGUCCACAGAAAGACCCUGAACCCGGUGUUCAACGAGACGUUUCAGUUCGGCGUGCCGCUGAAUGAGCUACAUUCCAGGAAGCUGCAUUUCUCCGUCUACGACUUCGACCGCUUCUCCAGACACGACCUGAUCGGCCAGGUAGUGGUGGACAACCUGCUGGACUUCAGCGAGGGCAGCGGGGACAAACCCGUCUGGAGGGACAUCGUGGAGGGCACCGCGGAGAAGGCUGAUCUCGGGGAGCUUAAUUUCUCGCUGUGUUACCUGCCCACCGCAGGCAGGCUCACCGCUACAGUCAUCAAGGCCACCAACCUCAAAGCCAUGGACCUGACUGGCUUCUCAGACCCGUACGUGAAGGCCUCUCUGAUAUGUGACGGGCGCAGGCUAAAAAAGAGGAAGACCUCCAUUAAGAAGAACACGCUGAACCCCACGUACAACGAGGCGCUGGUGUUUGACAUCCCCAACGAAAACAUAGAAAGUGUAUCCAUCAUCAUAGCGGUGAUGGAUUAUGACUGUAUCGGUCAUAACGAGGUUAUAGGGAUGUGUCGUGUGGGCAGUGAAGCUGAAGGUCCUGGGAGGGAGCACUGGGCGGCCAUGCUGGCCAAUCCACGCAAACCAAUAGAGCACUGGCAUCAGCUUGUGGAGGAAAAAGCAAUUGGUACAUUUAUGUCAAAGAGUGCAACAACACCCUCCCCUAAGCCGCAUAUCGUGGUGGACAGUCCUCACUCCGAUUAAAAACGUCAUUAUCAUCUCUCCAGCUCCAGACUUUUCCUUUCUUUCCUCUCAUCUGUGAAUAAUUCUCACCAUCAAAGAAACGAGAGACGCGGAGACACUGCUAGUGUCCAACUGCUAGUGCUGUUUUGCUCCUGCUAAUGAAUCCUCCAAGUCCUCUGCUGCCGUUACCGAGCCAGGGUUAAAAUUAAUUCAUUAAAAAAAAAUUUAAAAAUAUCCAUCACAAGCUACACUUUGAGCAUCAGACUACACAUUUACAAACACAUGCCGACACUAAACGAAACAGCAGGACGGAUAUCGGGUGUAAAUUUGGAUUCUGGCAAGUGACACAUACAUAUAACUCACACACACACACACACACACACACAGACAUAUACACACACACACACACAAACGCACUAACACACACAGAGUUUGUAGUAUGUGUGUAGUCCAUGUGUGCUUCAGAGUAGUGUAGUAUUUCAUCUAGGAGGAGUGUGAUGUGAUAAACUUUUAUCUCUUGAAAACAAAAAGAAAAAAAAAGAAAACAUAAAAAAAAAAAAGAAAGCCAUCUGAGAAUGGUCAUUUCAACCAGGACCAAAGGUUCAUGCCCUUGUACAGACUAUAAAAGAAGAAAAUCACUAUGUCGAUAUUUUUCUUUGCAACUCUGGUGUACAGUAUAAACCGUACUGUAUAGGAAAACAUCUCAUGUAGUAUUUAGCAGGACAAAAACAUCCAUGGCGGAUUCUCCUGGCCAUUUUGGACCACCUUCUCCAGGCUCCGUACCCCCUCUGGUUUUUAGACUUAUCAGGCUUAUUUUUCUCCAGAGGAAAGACGACGUCGACGACGAAGCGUCCGGUGGUCUUUAUUGAUGUCAGAGGAGCGGAAAAAUGAGGACAGACUCACUAGUCUAAGCAUGUUACGCAACCUUGAAAUGUGUCCCUCUUCCUCAUGCUUUUUCGUCACGAUUCUCAUGGUGCUCAUCGAGUUUUUUAAUUUUUUCCAGAUUAUUUUUGCUCUGUCGUUUGUGUGAUACAUCAUACAUAUAACUAUCAGGAAAAUAGUUGCCAUUUUUUUUAAAUUCCACUGAGGAUGAGAUGGUGCGAGAGACAUAGACUAUUGGAUCGUCCCCGGCUUUCUGGCCAAACUGGAAGACUUUUCCUAAUAUAUAGGACAACAUGGGUUGAAACCUGUGUUUAGGAAUCGGACCAGCAUCUGUUUGGAGCGCACUCGCUGGAGGAUGUAUCCCGACGGGAAGGAAAUCCACCGUUCUGUUUUAUUUUUCUAUCAUUCCGGGACUUUUUUUCUUUUUUUUUUCUUUUCUCAAGAAGAUCAUCGUCCGGCUUCAACUGAGAAAAAUCGUUCCACCAUCAUGUCCCUGACGAGACUUUAGAAGGACACACACGUCCGUGUCGCUUUUAUUAGUGUGUGUUUCCGUGUUUGUGGGUGUGUGUUUGUUUUGUAUUCGUGCGCGUCUGUGUGUGUGUGUGUGCG
Thunnus maccoyii (southern bluefin tuna) is the source of this 4125-nucleotide messenger RNA. RefSeq names its product synaptotagmin III (gene syt3). NCBI's taxonomy places the organism in Eukaryota, Metazoa, Chordata, Actinopteri, Scombriformes, Scombridae. Bases 946 to 2655 code for a protein of 569 amino acids. The record is from RefSeq and is a predicted model, not a curated record. The transcript is spliced from 13 exons. Gene Ontology annotation, biological process: regulation of dopamine secretion; regulation of calcium ion-dependent exocytosis; cellular response to calcium ion. Gene Ontology annotation, molecular function: calcium-dependent phospholipid binding; clathrin binding; SNARE binding. Gene Ontology annotation, cellular component: membrane.